This is a messenger RNA of Loa loa (African eye worm), 675 nucleotides long. RefSeq lists its product as hypothetical. The transcript has 4 exons. The record is from RefSeq and is a predicted model, not a curated record. Lineage: Eukaryota; Metazoa; Nematoda; Chromadorea; Rhabditida; Onchocercidae. Bases 1 to 675 code for a protein of 224 amino acids. Gene Ontology annotation, cellular component: membrane.
AUGUCCGCUGUCUCAACACUUAUGGUAAGUACAGAUCGUAUUAUUUCACUAACAUUUCCAAUGCGAUAUUUUGAAAAGAAUUAUUCAUAUCAAAUUAAACAGAUCAUUUUUUAUUUUGGUUCAGUAUCAUUAUACAUUUUAAUUGGUUGGAUUUUAUCCACCACCAGAGAUAUCGAUUCCAUGUUGAAAAGUUUUUGCUGGACAAGUGAUGUUCUGGAACCAUUUUUUGCGAAUCUGAAUGCUUUGGUGAUGAUUAUUUCCACAUCUUUAAGUGUUAUCCUUUACAUAAUUGUGUAUUUGCUAAGUAGAAAACAUCUUCGCCGAAUAAAAAGCAAUCAAACGGAAAGAUCAUUACGGUUAUUCGAAGCACGUCAACGUAAGCUCACCAUUACAAUAGGUGUAUCUUGUGUGCUUACUUUAUUCUUCUACGUGAUACCAUUAUCUUUUAAGAUGUUGAUAUACGAUUAUGAUGAUGAUCCAACAACCUACUAUGACGAACUAUUACGUAUGGCAGUAGCUAUUAGUUGUAAUUUGAAUCCAAUAACAAAUAUAGCUGCAAUCCUAAUAAAACAGGAUGAUAUUGCAUGUUACGUAAGACAAUUAUUUCCGAAAUGUAUUCAGAAAAGUAUUUUUAAGUGUAAUCAAAUAACGAUUGCUUAUUGCGUGAAAGAGUAA